Drosophila subobscura is the source of this 3447-nucleotide messenger RNA. It is a transcript of the gene haf, whose product is annotated as leucine-rich repeat and fibronectin type-III domain-containing protein 3. Gene Ontology annotation, molecular function: protein binding. NCBI's taxonomy places the organism in Eukaryota, Metazoa, Arthropoda, Insecta, Diptera, Drosophilidae. Bases 399 to 3332 code for a protein of 977 amino acids. The record is from RefSeq and is a predicted model, not a curated record. The transcript has 9 exons.
AAAAACCCCAUAAAAAAGAACUGAAAAUACCCAAAAAUAAAAUAAAAACCACUAUAAAAAGGGAGGAGAACUGAAGGAAUUUUCAAGAGUUUGGCAUUUUGUCAACCCGUAAAGGGUCCCCCUCCGAAAAAAGAGUGGAAGAAAGAGGGAGAGAGAGCCGCACAAGUGGCUGCAACAAAAGGGCUACCUACCACCGAACGAACCUCGACCACGCGACCCCUCUGGAAAACGAAAAACUCAGGCCGGAAAACGCUUGUUUCGACACGUGAGAGGAACAGAACGGCAGAGAGUGUGGCUGCAGCGGCAGCAGCAGGAGGAGGCGGUGCACACAGAGAGGCCAAACCGAGGCUAGUGACAAGAAACAACAACAAAACAAACAGCUCUAUGCCGGCACCAAGAUGAGACUCAGCCGAACAACAGCAACGACAGCCACAACGACGACAACGACGCCCCUGCUGCUGCUGCUUCUGUGGGUGGUUCAGGCAGCGGCACAAUGUCCCUGGCAGAGGGAUGUGCCCGACCUGCAGACCAGCUGCAUAUGUGCCUACAAUCUGGGCAGAGAACUCAGCGUGCAGUGUGACCAGGUGAACUUUGAGGACCUGCUGGAGGCCAUGAACACCUAUGCCCGACUGAAGCCCGUGGAUCUGUUGUACGUGAACAACUCCUCGAUAGCCGAGCUGCCGGAUGCGAUCUUCAGCAACCUGAGCCUGCACAAUGUGCAGCUCUCCAGCUGCGGCAUCAAGCGGAUAGCGGAGGGUGCCUUCCAGGGCCAGGAGGCUGUGCUGCGGAAUCUCAACCUGCAGGACAAUCUGCUGGGCGAUGUGCCCGUGAAGGCGCUGCAGCUGCUGGGCAAGCUGAAUCUGCUGGAUCUGUCCAAGAAUCAGCUCACCCACAUACCAGACGAUGCCUUCAAUGGGUUGAGCAAGCUCUCGACCCUCAAGCUGAACGACAACAAUGUGACGCUCUCGGCAUCUGCCUUCCGCGGCCUCGAGCAGAGUCUGAAGAACCUCAACCUGAAGGGCACCAAGCAGCGGCGUGUGCCCGAGUGCAUUCGGGGCCUCAAGAGCCUGGCCUUCCUCGAUCUCUCGCAGAACGGCAUCAAGGAGCUGCCUGGCGCGGGCGGCAUCCGUGUGUUCGAUGGCCUGGACGCUCUGACCGCCUUGAAUCUGGAGCGUAAUCUCAUUCAGAGCAUUGGCGAGACGGCCUUUGCGGGUGUGCGCAAAACCCUCAGCUCCCUGAGUUUGCUCAACAAUCUGCUGGCCGAGUUCCCCAUCGGUGCGGUGCACUCGCUGAAGGAGCUGCGCGUCCUGGACAUUGGCUUCAAUCUGCUGACCAGCCUGCCGGAGGCCGCCUUCCGUGGCAACCCGGGCAUCACCCUGCUCGCCCUCGAUGGCAAUCCACUGAGCACCGUGCCCGAGGGCGCCUUCGCUCACCUGAACGCCACGCUGCGCGGCCUCUCGCUGGGGGGUCGAUUCCUGCACUGCGACUGCAAGCUGCGCUGGGUGGCCGAGUGGAUACGCAACGGGGACCUGCAGGUCACUUCACGUGAGCGCAAUCCACAGUUCUGUGGCACUCCACCGCGUUUCCGGGACCGUGGCUUCUACUCCAUACAGCCCGAAGAGCUGAGCUGUCCGGACAUUGCCGAUGCGGCGCUACGUGGUCCAGUUGGUCUGGCCGAUAACCUGAAGCCAACAUUGGCCUCCUCCUCCUCACCCGAUUCGGUGGAGUAUGAAACGGGCACGGGCACUGGCACCGGCACGGCUGCCUCUGCGCCAGUGGCCAGCAGUGUGGGCAGCUCCACCACAAACCCAACCCCCACGACAACGACAAAGACAACAACCACAACAACAACCACAGAGGAGCCCACAACGAAAGGUUCGAGCACGACGCGUCUUCCGGCCAAGACAACUGCGAAUGUUUCAGCCACGACUGCCUUGCCGACGGCGGCCACAAACCUCUCCGCAAAUGGCACAGGAACCGUCCAGGCCACCACCAUCACCACAAGCAGUUCAUCCUCGUCCUCGUCCUCGUCCUCGUCGAGUGUCCAUGGCAACAGCAAACAGGCGCCGGGCUGGCGUCAGGGCGUGAACAACAAUGGGGGACCGCACAAGCCGCAGCGGCCACCGCUGGUGCUGGGCUAUCCGCCGCAGCGGGGCACACGGAUCGACGAUGCCAAUGAGGUGCAGGUGAAGCACGCCUUCCGGCAGGACAGCUCCGUGAUCAUCCAGUGGGACUCGGACACCGCCAACAUCCUCGGAUUCCGCGUGGUCUAUCGCCUGUUUGGGGAGAAGGCCUUCAAGCAGGGCCCCCCGCUGGAGGCCAGCGAGCGGGAGUUCAAGAUCAAGAACGUGCCCGCCCAGGAGUGCAUCAUUGUGUGCGUCAUCUCGCUGGAGGAGCUGCACGUGACCCCAGAGACGGUGCCGUACCAGCAGUGCCGCGAGGUGCGCACCGUGGCCUCGCAGGCCUCCAACAUGGACAAGAUAACGAUUGCGGCCAGUGCGGCCAUUUGCGGCACCAUCAUUGUGGCCGUGAUUGUGUUCAUCGCUGCCAGCAGACGCUCCCGCAAGCUUCAGAACAGCCAACAGAAGAGUCCACUGCCAAUUGGAGGUCUGCCUGUUAAUUGUUGCGGUCCAACCGGUUCACCGGGGCCACUUGGCUCCAUUGCAACGCUAUCGGCAUUUAACAAUCACAAGCAGGAAUGGGAUCAAGUGUCCGCCUACAGCGGACGCUCCAUACCGCGUCCGCGCAUCUAUCCCGUGGAGCAGCCCGAUGAUAUGCGCAGCCACUUUUCCGGCAUGCCUGGGAAAGUGGGCAAAUCAAGUCGUUCCAUUGCCGAUGGCCAGUCGCAGCACAGCUUCUCGAACAAUUCGCAUCGCGGCUAUUUGGGCAGCGCCUUCCCCUCGAAUCUGGUCAACUCGCGUCCAGAGCUGCGGCAGUCCCGCCAGUCCCUGGCCGCUGCCUCGGAGCGCAUGUCACGCGCCUCCUACGCCGGCUCCAUCCAUGGCGGCGGCAAUGGGGGCGGCGGCGGGCAGAUGGGCGGUCCCGGCGGCCUGCCCGUGAGCAGCCUGAUGGCCAUGAGCGGCAUGGUGGGCGGCGGGGGACCCGCCAGCAUUGCCUCCAGUGCCAGACGUUCGCGGCCGCGCUCCAGAUCACGCGAUCAGCUGAAUGCCACGCACAUACAUAGCCAUCGACCGGGAAGUCGAUACUCGCAGGCGGGCUCAACGCACACGCUGAACAAUUACUGCGAUACAUCGGAUAAUUGGACCGAUCACGAUAUGGACAUUUAUAUGGCGCGCAAUCCGACAACGCGCAACGGUUUAGUGCCAUUAUGAGGGCGGCUUACGUUAUCCUGAUAUUUCAAUGUUGUAUUAAAUUUGGAUGGCAUUUUCUGACAAUAUCUGACGCCGGCCAUCGAUGGGAAUGGUCGGCGUCAGCAACAGCAGCAGC